Messenger RNA from Cajanus cajan (pigeon pea), 908 nucleotides. Its product is annotated as ubiquitin-conjugating enzyme E2 28. Lineage: Eukaryota; Viridiplantae; Streptophyta; Magnoliopsida; Fabales; Fabaceae. The record is from RefSeq and is a predicted model, not a curated record.
CAACCAAAAAGGGGCGUUAUGUAGGCAUUGGUGUGUGAGAGAGCCAGCAGUUUCAGACAGAGAGAGAGAGAGGGUUUGGGAUUGGGAAGGCGAGGGAUUGACGCUGCGUCUCUUCCUCUUCUCUUUCGAUCCAUCCCUCGUUCCUAAUCCUCCAACCACAUAUCUGAACGCACCCAUGGCUUCAAAGCGCAUCCUCAAGGAGCUCAAGGACUUGCAGAAGGACCCACCAACUUCUUGCAGCGCUGGUCCAGUGGCUGAAGACAUGUUCCAUUGGCAAGCGACAAUUAUGGGUCCUGCUGACAGUCCUUAUGCUGGAGGUGUAUUCCUAGUCACUAUUCAUUUCCCUCCGGAUUAUCCUUUCAAACCUCCUAAGGUUGCCUUUAGGACUAAGGUCUUUCACCCGAACAUCAAUAGCAAUGGUAGCAUUUGUCUUGAUAUCCUGAAGGAGCAGUGGAGUCCUGCACUUACCAUCUCCAAGGUACUGCUUUCUAUCUGUUCAUUGCUGACUGAUCCAAAUCCUGAUGACCCACUUGUUCCGGAAAUUGCUCACAUGUACAAAACUGACCGGGCCAAGUAUGAGGCCACUGCACGCAGCUGGACUCAGAAGUAUGCCAUGGGCUGAUUUGGGUUUAGAUAAUGUAUAUUGAAUGGCAUUUGUGAAAACUUUUGUGGGUUUGCUUUUCUCUUCCUGUUUUCUGGGGUGAGAUUAUGUUUCUGUUAUGAGGGAUAGGGAAGGGCGGUGUCUUAGUUUGAUAAAAAAAAUAACUAUGUUCAACCACUGUGAUGUUUUAUCAUGAUGCAAACACAUGAACAGGAUGUUAUUUGUGUCAUGGCUGUGUUGUAACUUUCUAUCAAGUAAUGUAGAAAUAGUGAUAUGUAACAGACCUUUCCCAUGAUGUUGUUUUGAA